Molecule: messenger RNA, 3435 nt
Organism: Mycosarcoma maydis (corn smut)
Lineage: Eukaryota; Fungi; Basidiomycota; Ustilaginomycetes; Ustilaginales
Exons: 1
Coding region: 1-3435 (1144 amino acids)
Source: RefSeq, a predicted model, not a curated record
AUGCCCACCAUUUCGUUUGUCACGCCUCCGGGCCGGCCUUCUAUUCUAAGGGAACACACCUUGCAAGAAGCCAAAGCUCAGCAUGCCGAUUCGCCAGCACUGGCGGAAAGCAAACACCCGACAAGUACACUGCGAUUUUCAAACACUGAAUCCACACCGAAUCCCGAUCAGCUAGUGAAGCCUGUGCCGCUUACAUUCCCGAAGCGCAUCCUACACCAGCUCACAACUUCGCCCGAACCAGCAACUGAAUCGUUUGAUCUUCCACAAACGUGCAUCUCUGUAGAUGAGGCCAAAUCAGCUCGUAUGCUCGCCGGCGAGUCCAACAGACCUUCGCUGUUGUCGACGACCAUAGUCGCAUCUUCGGCCCAUCCCUCUCGAAGCGCUUCGACGACCAAUCUUGGCAUCCUUCGAAAAGCAGACUCUGAAAUCCUCCGAAAGAGCUUGGAAGCCGUCGUCAGAGAAGCAGCCGAUGUAUCCGAUAGCACCACGACCGCCGCACCCCGACCGCGCUUACACUUUGUCGAACCCCCAAAGCAGCCCGGUACGCAUCUGUCUACCCGCAACGAGGCCGCGCUCGGCAGAGUCAGCUCGGCAGAGAAGAGCGAGAGCGUUUCAACAUUAUCGCAUCCACCUGCCCAUUCCACAGCAGCUGCCCCAGCAUCGCAACCGCCACAGCCAACAACUCCAGCAAAACCUACUCUCAGAAAGCGCAGUCUUGUCAUUCAAGAGCAUGCAGAUGUCAUUGAACGUGCUGCGGAGCGUGCCGCUAGACAAGCCAAUCAUCUCAGCACCCUUGCGCUCGAGCAACUUGCACCCACGGCCACCUCUGCAAGCAGGCGACAGCACAGCGCAUCCUCAGCGGGUGAAGAGACUGCUUCGACUCGUUCCAGUUGGGCUCAGCGCAGCAAUUCACGUGGAUCCAGCGUGGCAACCUCGCCUAGUGUGGUCUCCGAAGACAACUUGCAGGAUCCCCCAGAGCUCCAACUGCCCAAGCCAUCCGAGUCACCACCCAUGGCUUCCAUCUUUAGCCAGCCCAUGACCAGUGACCGAGGCGAUCCUCGACCUUUGCCUGCGCCGAUCACCUCUUCACGCAAGCUCACGUUCAUCAGUCCAGCACCGUCAAAGAGAAGAAGAUCUUGUGAUGCGAAUCCCGUCUCGCCCAGUGGGCCUGCAUCCGGCCGAACCGAUGCUUCUAUGUCGCAGCUUCCAAGCGCUCUCGACGACACAGAUGAGCAGAAACCUAGCGAUACCUCUCGCAGGGCUUUAGCAUUUGCUGUCUGUCCCAAACCCGAACGCGCUGUUCGACUCUCUCCAGCACAUGCGACGAGAAAGCCAAAGAGCAAGUUGUCGGCCAGCCCGGCACCGCACAAGUUAGCCUAUCCUCAGCGACUUCGAGGCAUCCGCGGUACAGAUCCCAUACGAUCACCUGCACCAGACAAGCCUGGCCUCACUUCUGCCCCAGCCGAACAAUGGAAUCAGCGUCUGGACGAUGUCUCUUCCGAAGGUUCGGGCUAUAGCGAGGAUGAAGAAGAUGGCGACUCGGAUCAAGUCGACGAGGACGAGGACGAGGACGAGGACGACGAUGAUGCUAGUCUCAGUGAGUCGAGUCGCUCUGAUCUACAGAGUCUAGCAGAAUCGUUGCUAGAGGAGAGUCAAGACCAUACCGACUUGCAGAGCGUUGGCGUCUCUCCGUCGCCGUCCGAUCGGGUCACGGAGAUGCGUCCAGAAGCAGCCGAGCUCGGAGCGCUAGACAGAAGAGUUUUCGACUGGAAUGCACGUCCUGCGCAAUAUCGAGCUGUGCUCAGCGACUCUGAGCCGCGACCUGACCAAAACAGCUCGCAGAGACGCUCGAGUGUUGGCGCGCAGGGUCAGCACUCUGUUGCGGACCCAGUUCUGGCCAGCCAGACCUCGCCGCCAAGGUUGCCACAGUCAACACGCUCCAAGCAAGCCUCUCCGCUGUCAGCUUUGCCCGGCCGCUCAACGUACAAGCUCAAGCCCAAAGAUUCCCUCUCGCAUCCCAUGUGCUUUUUGCCCGAUGCCUUCGAGGAUUCCGCUCCACCUACACCGACAGAGCCAGACUCGGACGCGUCAGAGGUGCCGCCGCGAUCAAAUCUGCUGUCAGGAUGGCUGUCCGAGGGAGGGAGUGCCGCAAGUUCGCGUCGUGCCAGCUGGCAGCAGCCACAUCCGCACUAUCCGCCACCAGCCAGUCCUCGGGGCCGCAGCGGUGAUGAAGAAGGUCUGGCAGUACCUAUAACCUUGCCACCUUUCCGGCGCGCGCGCGAGCGCACAGCGCCGCUUGGCGUGACGAGCGACGGCGAGCAGAGCAGCAGGUCUCUCAGCGGGAAUGCUGCCUUCAUCCGAGAAUCGGCAGGCGUCAGUCAGACUCCCAUCGGUGGUGAAGAGCGCUCUGAAGUACCAAGUGCAGCUGCAUCUCCCUAUGCAUCGUCUGUUGCCCAUGUGCUUGGCAUCAGCGUGCCCAGUCGUCGGCCCUGCCAGACUGUUUCCUGGCGGCAUCUGUCGAGUCAGCACGUGCUUGUGUCGGAGCAUCCCUCGGCGGGGCCAGGCGCUUUCCGCAGAGCAAGUCAUUCGAUGGAGCCUCGAAAGAUGGGCUCGGCUGUUACCAGUCCCAUCGGAUCUUAUACGCACGCCACUGGCAGAGUCACGCCUUUGUCAGAGCGCCCGAUGCGUCCAUCCGCAGGGAAGCAGCGAGCCGUGUCUUCAUCUAGCUCCAUUCGUAGCCGGCCGUUGGUGGCGCAGAGCAUGCAUGACGACAUUGUUGUCGCCACAUCGCCACCGAGGGAUGACGCAUCUACGCAUCUUAAGCAUCACCUCGCCCACUCGCCCAUGACUUCUGGACAGCAUGUCUCUGGUAGCACUACACCCGGCUGGAUGUCGGAUGGUCAGCUGCCUAAUCAAACUACGAGCAGGUAUUGGACUGAAAGACUGUCGUCGCUUGCACAGGCCAUGUCGGAGGAGUUGUCAAUCGUGGGUAACGCUGUGCUUGGUAAGGACAAGGGAGCUGUCGAAGUCGGACAAGCAGAGGGCUGCGUGAAUGGAGAUGCUCAUCGGCGAUCAAGCUCAGUGCCAUUGGAAGUUGCUGUGGAUGCGGAAAGCAGGGAGAAAGUCAAGCAGCCGCUGGCCGAAGCUGUAUCCAUCGGAUCUUGGGCUCGACGCGAAUCGACCAGCAUACCGGUACCGGUGAAACCUAAGCCCGCAGAUGCAUGGACCACUGAUCGCGAUGGCCAAACGCAAGUCGCGCCAAAACGUCGCUCUAGACAGAGAUCCGCACGAGCAACCGAGUCAGAUGCGCAAGCGGCACAGGAUAACUCAAGCACAGACUUGGCCGAGGCCAAACGUUUUCAGUUUGCGAAGAAAGAGGUGGGCGAGGAUGGGUCGACCAGGUUAGUCGUCAUUCACACCUCAGAUGCGACGUAG